This is a messenger RNA of Lobosporangium transversale, 3326 nucleotides long. RefSeq lists its product as hypothetical. Gene Ontology annotation, molecular function: protein tyrosine/serine/threonine phosphatase activity. The transcript has 4 exons. Lineage: Eukaryota; Fungi; Mortierellomycota; Mortierellomycetes; Mortierellales; Mortierellaceae. The record is from RefSeq and is a predicted model, not a curated record. Bases 127 to 3273 code for a protein of 1048 amino acids. Gene Ontology annotation, biological process: protein dephosphorylation; nuclear DNA replication.
UCUUCAUUCUUUUUUUUUUGUUCUCAUCAUCUCUUCAUUUAUCAUUCUUCUUUAUACCCUGCCUGACUUUGCUCUUUCCUUUUCCCCCACAAAAAAUAAAAUAAAGUAAAAAACUUUAACUUAGGCAUGGUCGCGACUGCUCUUGCUUCCAGCUCUGUCCUGGAAGGCGAUACGACCUUUCUUACCAGCAGCAGCAUCAACAAUACCUCUACCACUUCCACCAUCACUGUCAUUGCCACCUCCAUUGCCAAUGAGAAUGAACCCGAAAAUCCCUCGUCAGUCGAGUCGUCUGAGAACUCAUUCUCAACAUUCGUUUCGUCUUGUCCGCUCAUUCAUUCCCAACCCCCUGUGCAUGCUAUUGAAGCUGACCAGUUAUUCUCCCUUCACCAGAAGUUUGUCUCUACCCCUUUGCCCUCCAAAUCCAUGUUUCCUUGGCUCCAUGGAGUUGAUGGGACAGACAGCACACAAAAUUACUUUUUUGGCAUCGAACAGAGCUAUCAUCACCAUCUUUACUACACUGGUUCCCUCACCGGAACUGGUGCUGACGCGAUGAUGGUCGAUGGAGAGACAUUUGCCACAAACCAUAAAUUACCCAUACCAGAACAUCGCGGACUGAUGUUUGUCCAUACCUGUGAGCGAGACCUUGGUCGACUCGUAGGCUCCAUUAGUCCAUCCGAGAUUCUUAAGCCUGCUCCACGAGUGUUGUCGGCAACAAGACCUUCUGACUUAGGCUCUCAAAACGCCUCUGCCAAUAAAGCGCAACAGUCAUCACCCCCCCAAUUGGGAGAUAUUAACAACCAUCCACAGAUGCAUCACCAAUACACGGAUAGCCCCUCAGUCCAACAGCAACUUCAACAACAACAACAACAGGAUGCUAACCAAGGAGUGACUGGACAUGAGUCUGAUUGGGAUGACUCUUCUCUUUCUUCCUCAUCAUUUUCCUCAACCACAUCAUCUUCUACCAAUGCAGUGUAUCCUCCAUCUGCAUCUACAUCAAAAUCCGCAAAGUCUUCUUCAUUUUCGACAGUAGGGAUGCAUCCAAUGUAUUCGGGCUCGUUCUUACAAUCUCAAAGUGAAGGGAUCAAUAUCCGAAAUUUUAAGAUUCAGGUGCCACGUUAUGCACUUCUAUCAGACAUUGUUGUGUAUGCGAACGAAGGUGAGCAGGAUCUGGGAAUCUUGCAACUUGCUAAACAGAUCUCUGCAGCUCAAGAUGAAAUCUGGCAGUUGAUGAAAGAACAAUAUCCACAGAUGACCUUUGAGUCAAGACGCCAGACAUUUGUUCUGAAAGAUUCUUUCGCGAUAUUCGAGACAAAAUACCCAGAGUUGAUUGCCGUCGCAAGCAAUGGCCAACCAAGCAGGAACAAGGUUGACUUUUGGGAACAAGAACGAGAGCAGAUGGCCUUGUUGACCCGCGCCUCUGAAAUCGCACCAGGUAUCUGGCUCGGAAACAACACCGAUGUGCCUCUCACCAAUACGGGUGCAUCGUCGCUUGCAACACCUGUUUCUCCUGGUACAUCGUUCUCCUCCUACUUUUUCCCUCCUUCCUCUAUACCCCAUGCACUUUCUCAAAGCUCUUCGGCCUCUUCCGCAACUGUAAAGCCCUCAACUCUACCCUCCACGCCUCCUCCAGAGGAGAAUGAAUAUCCACCAUUGACACCACCCUCGUUCAACAAUUAUUCCAACUUUCAUCCUUCAAUCUGUGUUGAAUGUCGCUCAGGCGCCAAUGCGCCCACGACCAUGACUUUGGAUCGUAUCAGGAGCAAUGUUGCAUGCACGCCUGCGCCUUUGAGUACCAAAGAGAUUUUCCAUUUGGAGUGUCUAGGUGCUCUUACUGCAGGAGUGAAUCCAGAUGCAUUCCCGCCUUCGACAUCGUCUCUUUCUAGUUUUGCACGACCCGAUCAUAUUGAUAUCAGCGCUACCCAUGCUAUGCGCAGAGCAACUGCUUCAGGUCUUUUAAAGAACCUGCCAAUGAUGGGUUCAAUGCUUCAGACUCAAGUCAAUCAUUUGGUCAACAUGGCUUUCUUCAUUCAUGCUGUUACGGCUCCAGACGCCAAAAAGCUGUCGAGCUUUAGUAAUAACAAUCAGGGCUUUGAACGUGUCACUCAACAGCAACCUUUACAGCCCAUUGCUCAUCAAGUUUUGAUCCAUUGCGUGGAUGGAUACACAGAGUCAGCACUGCUGGCUUUGGCAGUAGUCAUGAUUCACUACCAAAUUUCUUUAGCUGAAGCCUAUGUCAAGUUACAAACGGACUUGGGACGCAGUUUUUUCGUAUACCCAAAUGAUGCAGUCAUGAUGCUUGAAGUCGAAAACCAAAUUUGGCAGAGGAUACUGAUGGAGAAGGUAGAUCGAGAGGCAAGUACGAGGUUAUCAUCAACAAUAGGAUCCAAUCAACAACAAGAAGCGGCUUCUGGAGCAUCGUCAUUGUCUUCUUCUGCAUCUUCAUCCUCUUCAUCUUCGUCAUCUUUUUCGUCAUCGCUUAACAUGUCCAACACCACAGCUUCAGGAAAUACACCAUCAUCGUCCUCGUCAUUACCAUCACCAAUAUCACCAUCUGCAUCCACACCUUCUUUGAAUAUGAUGAUGGAAGGAAUCGAAUCCGCACAAGGGAAAAAAGAAGAGCCGAUUAUUCAAAAACCAUACUUGAGGCCAGGCCACGAGGAACGAUUUCAAUGGUUUUAUCAUCCUGAAUUUGAAGGAUCGUUCCCAUCUAGGAUUUUACCCUUUUUGUAUCUAGGCAACUUGGCGCAUGCUUCUAACCCAGGCUUGCUCAAGAGUUUGGGAAUACGAUAUGUGUUGAGUGUAGGUGAAGAGGCCCAUGGGCUAGAUGAGGAUGUGGAUGUGGGUGUGGACGCGAACGGCAAUAGCAACGGUGACAAACCGCCAGCAUCAUCGUCAAAGUUUAUGGUCAAAUUGGUGGACGAUAUGUUUGACAAUGGUGUGGAUUCGCUGUGGAGACAUCUCGAAAAUUGUGUCUCGUUCGUUGAUGAAGCAAGGAGAGCCAAUGCCCGUAUAUUGAUUCACUGUCGUGUAGGUGUAUCACGCUCAGCAACUAUUGUGAUUGCCUACUUGAUGGCUCAUUAUAAUUUAUCAUUGGUGGAUGCGUAUUUAAUGGUCCGAGCGCGUCGAUUAAGUGUGAUUAUCCAACCCAAUCUACUGUUUAUGUAUGAACUGCUGCAAUGGGAGCAACGAUUAAAAGGACGUUUUGAUCCUAUGGGUUGGCCUGGUAUCGCACGAGAGGUCCAUAAUCUGAACAUGUACUAUAUUGGAAAUUAAAUACACAUUAUAUUUAUACAGAUGUUAUUAAAUAAAAUAAGUUUUGUCCGAGC